AUGGAUUUGGGGGAACUGUGGGCCAUCUUCGGGUCAGGCAUCGCCGGGGCAGUCUUCGGCGCCGGUUGGUGGUUUUGGGUGGACGCCGUCGUUUGCAGCUCCGUUAAGGUCUCCUUCCUCCACUACUUCCCCGGUCUGUCAUCUCUCUCAUGUAUAUUUGCGUCAUUGGCCGCUUUGAUGUUCAACUGCGUUAGAAAGGAGGACAUAGACUACUCUCCAUACGAGGAAGGGGAGUGGAGUGAGGUGGUUGAAGUAGCUUCAGUUAAUGAGCUCUGGUACUCACCUUUUGAAGACUUGUCUGACACAACAAAAAUUUAUGAAAAGUUGAAGCUUUGGCUUUUUGUCGCUUAUGUCGUAUCUUUUGUCUCUGUGGCGGCUUCAGUUGGCCUAUUGAUACAAGAUGCACUCGUUAAAUCAGGCCUCUCAGCGUGGACAGGAGUUGCUGGUGUUUUGCAAUGUGUGUUUAUAUUAAUCAGGUAA
Ilex paraguariensis (yerba mate) is the source of this 480-nucleotide messenger RNA. Lineage: Eukaryota; Viridiplantae; Streptophyta; Magnoliopsida; Aquifoliales; Aquifoliaceae. The record is from the annotation of a GenBank genome assembly.